AUGGAUCCUCGCACUCCAGGAUAUGCACACUUAGCCAUCGCCUGUGCACAUCUUGGCUUCAGCCAGUUCCAGAACUGUUUGGAAGCGUUCGAGCAAGCGAUGAAUGUGGCAAAUGAGACCGGCGAUAAACUGCUCGAGCUGCAGAUCUGCGUCGGCCUCGGUUCCCUAUUCACUUUGCUACGAGAUUUAUCGAAAGCGCUGAUUUUCCUUCGAAACGCAAUGGCUAUAAUUCAAUCGGUCACCGUCGACGACGUGCACACGAAAUAUCGGUGUACGAUACUUUAUCAUCUAUCAGUGGCCCUGCGAAUGCGAGGAUCCCUUGUAGAGGCGAAAGAAGCCUGUGAUGAAGCCUUACAAUUAGCAUCCGAGACGGGUAAUCGAGCAUUGCAUGCCAGAUGCAUGUGUAGUCUAGCUGAUAUCUAUAGGGAACUAGGGGAAUCUGAAGCGAAGGAGACUCUGACGAAGUCAUGGGCUCGAUACGAAGAAGCGUAUCGGGUACUGAGAGCGUCACAGGACCGUAUGGGUGAGGUGCUGGUGUUGGCCAGUAUGGCGAAGAGUGCGUCCGAGAGCCGAUCACAUUACACGGGACAAUGCGAAUGCCAGGCUAUUCAGCUGAAUAAGAAGUGCUUGGACAUCGCAAGGACGCUCGGAUGCAAGCACGUCAUGCUGAAAUGCCAUUCUCGUCUCGCUGAGCUAUACUCACAGCUGAACGACGAGGACAGCGAAGAAGUUGCACGAAGAGCCGCCAGCCAACUUACUCAAGAAAUGGAACUUUUCUGUAACUUCUGCGGACAAAGGUACGGUAUGAAAGACGAGAGCCUCCAAGCGCUUAGAUGUUCUCACGUGUUUCACGAACGGUGUCUUCACACAUUCCUUCUCGAACGGGAGGACCAGACAUGCCCGAAAUGUCGCUGCCGAGCCAUCCUCUCCGAUAACAUUUCCAUGAGAACGCCGAGCAUUUGCUCGACAGUUGAUGCACAAACGCCAAGUAGUAAGUCAUUACUUUUACGAACACUCUAG
This is a messenger RNA of Cooperia oncophora, 1020 nucleotides long. The record is from the annotation of a GenBank genome assembly. Lineage: Eukaryota; Metazoa; Nematoda; Chromadorea; Rhabditida; Trichostrongylidae.